AUGUCCUCUUGUUUACAAGGAGUAGCAGAGCUCCAGCAGCGUUUAAAGCUCAAGGAAGUUGACAAGGCCAACAUCCAAAGUGUCUACGCCAACCUUGUCAAAACUUGCAUCGCCACCAAGAAUUUGAAAGAGGGCAGGCUCUUGCACUCCUUGAUUCUCAAAAGCCAGCUCAAGGACGAUGCCUUUCUCGACAAUCUGCUCAUGGACAUGUACGGGAAAUGCGGCAGCCCCGAGGAAGCGCGCACCAUCUUCGACAAGAUGGAGAACCCUAAUGUGUAUUCGUGGAAUAUCAUCGUUACCGCAUAUGCCCAGGCAGGGCAUCUUGACGACGCACGCGCUUUGUUCGAUAAGAUGGAAGACAGAGAUGUGGUGUCGUGGAAUGGAAUCAUUGCGGCCUACUCCCGGCAAGGUCGCGUGCGAGACGCCAAUGAGCUCUUUCAGAAGAUGCCGGCAAGGAACACAGUGACUUACACGACAAUGCUGUUGGGAUAUACCGAGCAUGGGGAUCUUGCCAGCGCAAUGACGCUGUUUCGCGAGAUGCCUUUCCAAAACGCUGUGUCGUGGAACACUAUGAUCGCGGCGUAUGUCCGCCGUAGCGAUGUGGCCUCGGCAAAGAAAAUGUUUGAAACGAUGCCAGCGUGGGACGUCAUCACCAUGAGCGCUAUGAUCGCGGCAUAUGCCCAGGCAGGGAAUCUGGAGGAAUCUGAGAAGCUCUUUGCGGAGAUGCCGGAGAGGACCAUCGUGUCCUGGAACUCGAUGAUCACGGUCUACGCUCAAAAGGGCCUACUGCAAAAAGCAAAGAGAGUGUUUGACUCCAUGCCCGACAAAGAUGUCGCCUCGUGGAACGCAAUCAUCAAUGCGUAUGCCGCGAGCGGGCAUUUGGAAGAGGCCAGCCGCGAGUUCCGCCACAUGCCACGACGCGACCUCUGGUCGUGGAAUAUUAUGGUCCGCGCGUGUUCCCUAGACGGAGACCUGGAGACCGUCAAGUCAAUGUUUGACCGGAUGCCGCAGCGGAACGUGGUCACGUGGACCGGGAUGCUGUCGGCAUAUGCUCAGAAUGGGCAUCUGGCGGAAGCUCGCGCCAUCUUCGACUCCAUGCCCGACCGAGAUCCGGUUGCUCACAAUGCGAUGAUUCAGGCCUACGUGGCAGGCGGGCGUUUGGAAGAGGCGGAGCUCCUGUUUGAGCAGCUGGAACACAGGGACGUGGUGGUCUGGAACACAAUGCUGGCGGCUUACACGCCGGCCAGCAUUGACCGCGCCAAGAAGCUGUUUGACGCGAUGCCUGUGUGGAGUGUUGUUUCCUGGACGACGAUGAUUGCCGGGUACGCGCAGGCCGGUCAGCUCCAGACCGCCAAGUCAAUGUUUGACUCUGUGCUGGAGAGAAACCUGGUGUCGUGGAACGCGAUGAUCCAGGCUUAUUGCGACAGCGGGAAUGUUCCACAGGCCAAGGCCAUGUUUGAUGCCAUGCCCGUGAGGGACAUGUUCUCGUGGAGUAUUAUGCUGUCGGGAUUUGCCACGAAUGGGGAGUUUGAUGGAGUGGAGCGAGUCUUUAACUCCAUGCCUGAAAAAAACAUAGUGUCAUGGACGGCGAUGGUGUGGGCGAUUGCGCAAAACAAGGGAGUGGAGGAAGCAAAGGUUUUGUUCGACAAGAUGCCCGACUAUAGUGUCGUGGCACUCAAUGCAAUGGUGGCGGCAUAUGCCCAAAAUGGGUAUAUCCAGGAUGCCAAGCGAAUGUUCUAUGCCAUGCCCGCGCAGGAUGUAGCGUCUUCCAAUUGCCUCGUUGCAGGGCUCUCGCAAGAUGGGGAUAUUGAUGGAGCUAAAAGGCUGUUUGAUCGCAUCCCCAAGCACGACCUCGUUUCAUGGAGCACAAUGGUUGGAACAUUUUGCAACUAUGGCUACAGUAGCGAGUGUCUGGAUCUCUUCCGAGCCCUUGAAGCUGAGGGCAUCGAGCCUGACGAGAUCAUAUUCGUGUCCACCAUCAAGGCUUGCAGCUUCAAAGGUAUGGUUGAAGAGGGCUGGAAGUUUUUCCGCUUGUUAACCAUGGAUCAUAAGCUCAAGACGAUCAAGGAGCAUUACACUGCAAUGGUGGAUGUUUUGGGACGAGCGGGACGGUUUCAAAGGGCCAUUGACCUUAUAAAUUGCAUGCCUUUUGUUCCUGAUGUUGGAGAGUGGGGCUCUCUGCUUGGAGCGUGUGUGAUCCACCGUAACAUUGAGCUGGGACAAUAUGCGGCUGAGCGUGUCUUUGAUCUGGAGCCUGGAAACUCAGCUACUUAUGUGCUGCUUGCAAAUCUCUAUGAGGGAAAAGAAGCUCUGGCUGGUAAGGCAUGCCAGAGAUGA
Messenger RNA from Selaginella moellendorffii, 2337 nucleotides. Its product is annotated as pentatricopeptide repeat-containing protein At3g09040, mitochondrial-like. Gene Ontology annotation, biological process: RNA modification. The transcript has a single exon. The record is from RefSeq and is a predicted model, not a curated record. Gene Ontology annotation, molecular function: RNA binding; protein binding. NCBI's taxonomy places the organism in Eukaryota, Viridiplantae, Streptophyta, Lycopodiopsida, Selaginellales, Selaginellaceae. Bases 1 to 2337 code for a protein of 778 amino acids.